Messenger RNA from Etheostoma cragini (Arkansas darter), 483 nucleotides. Its product is annotated as nuclear protein MDM1-like. Gene Ontology annotation, biological process: negative regulation of centriole replication. The record is from RefSeq and is a predicted model, not a curated record. The coding region runs from base 1 to 483 and encodes 160 amino acids. The transcript is spliced from 3 exons. Lineage: Eukaryota; Metazoa; Chordata; Actinopteri; Perciformes; Percidae. Gene Ontology annotation, molecular function: microtubule binding.
AUGAUAAAUUUGGGGGAUGAUUGUGACUUUAUAUCUCGGGGAUACUUUAAAGACUCGCAGUGUGCUCCCGUCCAGGUGAAGGACUUGAGGCAGAAGGCCUUGUCGUACCGCCUUCGAGCUUGGGGGGCUAACUUCUCCAGGGACCACCUGAGCCAGCUGCUGUCCGAACACAACGCCCUGUGGGAGCCAUCGGACACCACCGACUCGGCGUCUGGCCCCCCCACCCCCCGUCCGACCUUUGACCUCUGUCGUGACCCUGAGAGACACAGCACUUCCCCUGUGGAGGCCCUGGACCUGGCCAGUAACUCCAGUAAGAGCUCCUCUGCUACGGGCUCGGGAAACAAAAACACAGAAACGAAAGCACAGACGCCUCCGAGUCCUCCUGCUGAGAGGCGUUCGGCCUGGGGAGAAGAAGAAGGAGGAGGACAGGAAGAAGAAGAAGAAGAAGAAGAAGAAGAAGAAGAAGAAAAAACAGAUGAGUAA